Messenger RNA from Chelonoidis abingdonii (Abingdon island giant tortoise), 852 nucleotides. NCBI's taxonomy places the organism in Eukaryota, Metazoa, Chordata, Testudines, Testudinidae. The record is from RefSeq and is a predicted model, not a curated record.
AUGGCGGCACGCUCGCGGAGCCCCCACUGCUCCCCGUUCACCCCCUCAUCUCCAGUGCCCGCAGGCGGCUUGCUGCCAGCCACGAGUACGCUGCCCGGCCCUUUGCGGGCGCGCACCGUGGUGCUGCUGGGGCGACUGGCCCGUCGGCAUGGACCCUGCGCUGCAGCUGGCCCCAUCUGUCCCCGGCGCGGUGAUCCUGGAGCCACGCAGCCCCUACCUGCCCGGGCUGCCUCGGGAACGUGCUUGCAGGCGCGCCGGCGGUGGGUCGUGGCGGGGCCGGCCAGUUCGAGGACGCGCGAGCACAGGGCGACAUUCCUCAUCCUCUGCACGGGUACCGGUACCAAUUCCCUUCCCUUGGCGGGCCGAUCCGCCUGGGCCUGCGGGCUGCGCGACCCACCGGUGACGCCGCUGUACGGCACCUGCCUGCCUUGCCGCGCCGCCUCCCGGCCUCUUCUUCAUUGGCUUAUGCCAGCAAGAUCUGCCCUUUUCCCACUCAUCCACUGCAAGCUGCUGUUCUGCCUGGCGGUGCUGGCGGAGCGCUGCCGCCUGGACCCCCCCGCCGCUGAGCCUGAGGCAGGCCGCCGGGGGGAGAGUUACGGGACAGCAACCUCGGCGGCCCCCCGAGCGACUCUCCACGCCCUCGCGGCGCGAGUCGGCAUGGCGGUUACUGCCAGGGCUGGCCCGGUGGGUGGCUUCGAGCCCUGCCCCCCGUGCUCUCAGGAGAUCUACGAGGCACGCCCGGGCGAGCCGCAGCAGGAUUCGGUCUCCCGGUACCGGCCUCAACUACAGGGUGUUGAGUGUGAUGGAGUGGGAGCUGGUGGGGGCGGAGGGGGCAAUGGAGACAUGCCCUAG